CCUCCCUUCCUUCCUUCCAGUGGUGGGCAGGGUCGCUUGUGUUGACAAACAUUAAUUCUCUCACUAGGGUGGGGAUCUAUACAUUUUACGAGUCAAAAAGCUGCUAAAUAAACGCUUUAUUAAACAUUUAGGAAUAUACACGAAAGGAUUACUGAUCGGUAUUAAAUGCAAGUAUGGGUUGCUGCCUGACUGUUGGACCAAAUGAAGCGCUCGUUGUGUCAGGUGCCUGUUGUGGGGCAGAUACAAAGACGUAUGUGGUGGGAGGCUGGGCGUGGGCAUGGUGGCUUAUAUCAGACACCCAGAGAAUUACACUAGAGAUUAUGACACUACAGCCUAAGUGUGAAGACGUGGAGACAGCGGAGGGAGUCGCCAUUACAGUUACAGGAGUUGCUCAAAUCAAGGUUAUGACUGACAAAGACUUGCUAGCUGUUGCCUGUGAGCAGUUUCUGGGAAAGUCUGUCAUCGAAAUCAAGGCUGUGGUCCUGCAAACCCUGGAGGGACAUUUGCGUUCAAUCUUAGGCACUUUAACUGUGGAGCAGAUCUACCAGGACAGAGAUCAGUUUGCUCAGCUGGUAAGGGAGGUGGCAGCUCCUGACGUGGGCCGGAUGGGCAUUGAGAUCCUCAGCUUUACCAUAAAAGAUGUCUAUGAUAAGAUGGACUACUUGAGCUCUCUUGGAAAAACGCAGACAGCGGCUGUACAAAGGGACGCCGACAUCGGAGUGGCCGAGGCAGAGAGGGAUGCUGGGAUUAGAGAAGCUGAGUGCAAGAAAGAAAUGAUGGAUGUGAAGUUCUUGGCGGACACUAAAAUGGCCGACUCCAAGCGAGAGCUGGAGCUGCAGAAAGCUGCUUUCAAUCAAGAAGUGAACACCAAGAAAGCCGAGUCUCAGCUGGCCUAUGAACUGCAGGCAGCGAAAGAGCAACAGAAGAUCAGAUUGGAGGAGAUUGAAAUCGAGGUGGUGCAGAGGAAAAAGCAGAUCACCAUUGAGGAGAAAGAGAUUGAGAGGACAGAGAAGGAGCUAACCGCUACGGUCAAGCGUCCAGCUGAAGCUGAGGCUUACAAGAUGCAGCAGCUGGCUGAAGGGCAGAAGUUGAAGAAAGUUCUGACUGCUCAGGCCGAGGCAGAGAAGAUUCGGAAGAUCGGAGAGGCGGAGGCCCUUUCUAUCUCAUGUGUGGGGAGGGCCGAGGCUGAGAGUAUGAGGCUGAAGGCAGAAGCCUACCAGCAGUACGGAGACGCCGCCAAGACCGCACUCGUCCUAGAAGCGCUGCCCAGGAUCGCAGGAAAGGUAUCUGCUCCUCUGGCCAAGACCAAUGAGAUUGUUAUUCUGAGUGGGGACGGCAGUCGUGUGACCGGGGAGGUGAACCGUCUUCUCGCAGAGCUGCCCGUGUCUGUAAAUGCACUCACGGGUGUGGACCUGUCCAAGAUCCCUCUGUUGCAGAAGAUGACAGGUGCUCAAGCAUGAAGUAAAUCAGUUCCGUCUCCUCCAUGAUAUGUUGUAUGCACUCACAGAAACUGCCUUUAGAAGACUUGGGAAAUCUUUUUUUUUUU
Molecule: messenger RNA, 1546 nt
Organism: Rhinichthys klamathensis goyatoka
Lineage: Eukaryota; Metazoa; Chordata; Actinopteri; Cypriniformes; Leuciscidae
Gene: flot2b
Product: flotillin 2b
Exons: 11
Coding region: 174-1460 (428 amino acids)
Biological process (GO): regulation of myoblast differentiation; protein localization to plasma membrane
Cellular component (GO): plasma membrane
Source: RefSeq, a predicted model, not a curated record